Messenger RNA from Nestor notabilis (Kea), 712 nucleotides. Its product is annotated as protein shisa-9-like. NCBI's taxonomy places the organism in Eukaryota, Metazoa, Chordata, Aves, Psittaciformes, Psittacidae. Gene Ontology annotation, biological process: regulation of short-term neuronal synaptic plasticity; regulation of AMPA receptor activity. The record is from RefSeq and is a predicted model, not a curated record. Gene Ontology annotation, cellular component: dendritic spine membrane; AMPA glutamate receptor complex; postsynaptic density. The annotation marks the transcript as partial. The transcript is spliced from 3 exons.
UUCCAAGAUACCUUUUAUACAAGAGUUAACAGAUACGGCUACAGACAUUCGUCAGCCUUUAAUGCCAUUAACGGAGAUGCACCACAGAUGAAUAAUGUCAUGCCAACAUCUCCCCUCCUUCCUCAGAUGGCACAUCAACAUUCAUAUCCCAGCCUGGGACAGAUCACAAACCCAUAUGAGCAACAGCCCCCAGGCAAAGAGCUUAACAAGUACGCCUCUCUAAAAGCAGUUGCUGACAAAGUCAACGAUGACUUCUACACCAAACGCCGGCAUCUUGCAGAACUGGCUGCCAAGGGGAGCCUGCCCCUCCAUCCAGUGCGCCUAGAUGACAACAGAGCUUACACAAUCGACAGUGGCCUAACCAAACAGAAUGGGCAGAAAUCCAGAAUGGCAAAGAUCCACACACACCCACUAGGUUACAAUUCCCACUACAAGACCUGGGAUCCCAAUGACCAGUCUCUCAGACGGCAAGCAUACACAAACAAGGGGAAGCAUGGUAUGGGAGACCCAACAUUAAGUGACCCACUGACAACCCGGAGCCAGCAUUAUUUGGGCCCACAGCCAUACUUCAUAACUAACAGCAAGACAGAAGUAACUGUUUGAGUUUGGUUUCCUUUUCUUUUUUUUUUUUUUAACUGAAAUCCUUUAAAAUACACACACAAAUACACACACAACACAAGCACUCAACUGAAAGGCAAAAAAUAAAUCUAAA